GUGUGAUUAGUGAGUAAUCUACUCACGCUGACGUGGGAUGAAGAGAUCCAGUAACGAGAAGGAACGCGUAGUUGUGCAAAUGCACGGAGCGGCGUUGAUAUUCCUGACGUGUCUGUCUACGGGUGCCCACGCACCCGAGGAUUGCGACCGAGCGGCAAUGUUGGUUAAGGAAGGACGCAAACCCCGUCUGGAUCCCGAACCAACUGACAGCAAACGCCCGGAACACAACCUGUCCCUUCGCGAAGAUUCCGAAAGAUAUAAUUUUUUUAA
Molecule: messenger RNA, 270 nt
Organism: Suillus subaureus
Lineage: Eukaryota; Fungi; Basidiomycota; Agaricomycetes; Boletales; Suillaceae
Exons: 1
Source: RefSeq, a predicted model, not a curated record